Molecule: messenger RNA, 441 nt
Organism: Solanum stenotomum
Lineage: Eukaryota; Viridiplantae; Streptophyta; Magnoliopsida; Solanales; Solanaceae
Exons: 2
Coding region: 1-441 (146 amino acids)
Source: RefSeq, a predicted model, not a curated record
AUGGUUGCGGACAUGAGGCAUAGAGCACCUGAACCCAGAUACAAAGGUGAAUUUAAUGGCCAGAAUUCGAAGGAUUUCAAGGCUAGACCAGCACAGUCUUCGGGUAGUGUGGCACAAGAAGGUAGUUUGAUUCCUGCAUGUGCUAGGUGUGGUAGAACCCAUCCCGAACAUAAGAAUUCCAAUGAUGACACAGACAAUGACACAGAUACCAAUGAUGAUGAUGACAACAUAGACAAUGAGGAAUUCGAUGAUAAUGAUGACACCGAUAAUGGAGACACGAAUGAUGACACAGAUCUCGAUGAUGAUGACACGAAUUCUAAUGAUGAUGACAUAGACAAUGAGAAUCUUGAUAAUGUUGCAAAUCCCGAUGAUGAUGAGAAUGUGCCUCCACCUGCACUUUACUUGUGCAAGCCAGGUUAUGAUCAUAAAUUUCAUAAAUAA